AUGGACGACAGCGACCCGCCGCCGGCGUCGGGUUCCGAACCAGCGGCCGUGCAGCUGGCGGCAGCGCGCAGCCGUUUUAACAUGCAGGCUUUUACAAAAUACACUUACACUGAGCGAGAUGUCCUGGGUGUCUUCUGCUCUGAGCCCGCGACGCGACGUCUGGCGCGGGUGGCGUCGCCCAAAUUGCGGCGGCGAGGGCAGCAGCGAAGGCACGCGCGACGGGAAGCGACGCAAAUUAAGGAGAACGUUAAUCAGACAGCCUCCAGUCUUGAGGAGAGAGGACUUUCGACCAGACUCACGGGCCGCGAAGUGGCAACAUUAACAGAAACAUCUCAUAAGAACCAUAGUCACAUGAUGGAAGAUAUACAAGUGUGUACAGUUAAUAAUAAAGUAUACAGUACUUUAACGGUGAUUGCUUCACAAGGGUCGCAGACUAAAGUCCGCAGCAGCAGCUUUGAAAGCAGCAUGCGGUGAAGAUGUGCGAAAGGAAUGCAACUGAAAAUGUAGAAUUUGUAUUAAGCAGGCAUUUUAACAUUGUAUAAAAAGUUAGUUGCAGGUUUCGAAAUCCAAACUCGUCUUGUUAAUUUUAAUACGAUAAUUUUGAGUAAAUGGACUUCGUUAAGAAUAUUUGUUAUUUUAAGAAAUUAAGUCACGCUAAAUCUUGACAUUCAAAACGUAUUAACGUAAUGUAACUGGAAAAAAGUAGAAGCGUUAAUAAAUCUGAAACUGCUCGAAACUAAUAUUUAUGUACCUGGUUCACGAGUUUGGUUAUAAAAAUUGUUUGUGAAAAGAUUCAAUAUGUAAAAAAUUGUAUAUUUCGAGUUCUGUGGUAAAUUUCAGUAUUUUCUGAUGAUUUGUAAUUAACUUUCGUAAAACUCGAGCACACAAUUGUGUAAGAGCAUUGUAAAAUGGUUUAAUAAAUAUAUUACG
Molecule: messenger RNA, 930 nt
Organism: Gryllus bimaculatus (two-spotted cricket)
Lineage: Eukaryota; Metazoa; Arthropoda; Insecta; Orthoptera; Gryllidae
Source: the annotation of a GenBank genome assembly